CUCAGUUCAGUUUUCGAAGGUUUUCUACUCUCUUGUCCUGCUUGAAAAAAAUAGAUUUUUCUACUUUCUUUUAAACUUUUAGUCAAGAAAACUAGUCAGUUGCCAUAACAAGAGACUUGGCUGCUAGACUGCCAAAUUUCUUGGCGUUUUCGUAAGGGUAAGCCUAGAAAACUAGCUACAUGUUUGACCCUACAACGAAGGCGGGCAAAUCUUCAUCUAUUUGUUCGUUGAAAGGGUCAGUAAAAAUAUAAAUCUCUCGUUUGGUACUUCGGCUUCAAUUACUGUUUAGACGCAAGACAUAAAAAGUAGGAAGGCUUAGCCAUGGAUUACGACCAUUUGGAUCCUGAGGGCAGCCUAAUGGAUAAAAUACAAGCUCUUAUCCAGCCUCCUCAGUCAGAGGUAACCGUUAAAAGGACCAAGAAAUCCGACAAGGAAGCGAGGAAAGUCGGACGAGCUGUAAAUCACGAUAAUUGUGAUAGUUGUGGUGAAGGAGGUGAUCUGCUUUGUUGUGAUCGGUGUCCUUGCGCCUUCCAUCUCAGCUGUUGUGAUCCACCUCUUGAGGAAGAUGACAUUCCAGAUGGUGAAUGGUUGUGCAUUGAAUGCAGACUCAAAGGAAAAGAUGAAGAAAUGAUAGAUGAAGAUGAAUGUGGGAAAGGAGGAGAAGAAAAAGAAAAUGAGAAAAAAGAAGAAAAUGAAAAUAAAGAUGACAAACCAAAGGAGACAGUGGAACCUAAGUCAACUAAAUCAGCAUCAAAACCAGAAAAUCUAUUUUCAACACUUGUUAAAAUGAGCACAGGGAAAAACCCUACAACCUUUACCCUCCCCCCAGAGUUGAAGUGUAAUACUGUGUUUCCUGGUGAUCGUAAAAGACGUGGUAGUUGUGAAGACAAGGGACCACCAUCAAAGAAUGGCAAGCGACCUUUGCCAUCAAAUGGAGAUAAUGAUGAAGAUGGGCAUGGUUUAAACAGACUCUGUUUUGCCUGUAGCAGAUCUGCACUAUUCAGUGAUCUUGUACAUUGUGACUUCUGUCCUCUGGCGUUUCACAUGGACUGCACAAACCCUCCUCUUACAACCAAGCCAGCUGGCAUGUGGAUGUGCCCCAACCAUGCUGAACACAAAGUGCCUGGYCUGAGAGACCCAAGGUUUACCAAACGAUGCCAAGCAUAUAAUGAUCUGCAAAAUAACAUCUCACAGCAUACAAUCAAAAUGAAUUUCCUUCAAAGAACUCACCGAAUUCGGGAACAUCCUGGACUUAAAACCAAGCAACGUUUACCUUCAGGAAGAAGAGCAUCUUUGGUUCCACAAGCUAUAAAAGACCAUUACAUGACACCACCUGUGACUCUAUUACCUGAGCAUGUAAGAAAGAUGCAGGAACCAUUGCCACUGUAUUCCUUACCACUUGUAACACCAACUCAAGAAGAACAAGAAGAGUGGUUGAAGUGUGUGGUGAAUUUACAAUGUGGAAUUGCUAAGCAUUUGACUCAGGCAACCUCUAUUAAACUGCCUACUCCAGUAUCGACAGCAAAUUCAAGUGAAACUCCAACACCAGUUAAAACUGAACCAUCCACCAUACCAGUCACAUCUGCAGCUACAAAUUCACUUGUAACAAGUCUUAAUAAUCUUCCCAAAGAAGUCUUUAAUGGAAUAAAAACAGAAGCGUCAAAUAGUGUUGCCAAUGCUUGCAUCAGUAGAGUUGUCACAACCACUAUUACUACAUCAAGUGGUGGGAAAACUAUUACAAAACCUGUGACAAUAUUGUAUGCAUCUCCUUCAAAGCUUCAAGCACAAAUGAAUGGACCACUGAAUGCAGCUAAAGCUAUAACAUCAUCAUCAUUGAGUUCCCAAAUUGCUGCCAUGGCGUCAUCAGGAGUUUUGAGCAAUACCAACGCAAUCACGCUUAAACAAGAAACCAAUGAUAGCAAUCACCAUGGUGAUAGUAAACAAAACCAAAUUGACACUUUGAAACUGAUCAAUGAUCUUGCUCAUUUGAAUAAUUUGAAACCAAAGACUUCUAUUGUUAAAUCUGGAACAGCUUCAGUGUCAUUGUCGACAGCUACAACUAAGCCAACUCUUUCUCUAGCGUCAUCAAUUGUUAGCGCAGUACCUGGUUCCAGUACUGGUAAACUUAAUACUAAUACACCAACUAAACUGAUCGUAUUAACUAGUAAUAACAGUAACAUUAUAAAAACUAUUGGGCUGGCUUCAAAUAAUACCACAGGACAACUGCCAGCAGGCUCACUGGUUACUUUACCAGGAAAUGUUACUACAGUUACAACUGCAUCUGGGACAGGAAGUGUGCAGAGCUCAUCUGCAAUAUCAAGUCCAGCAAGGGUUGUACAAGGUGGAGUGCCUACAACGUUAGCUACUGCUAAUGCUAUUAAUAGUAUUUGUGCAGCAUCAGGAAUGGAUGCGUUUAAUGAAUUAAAUAAACUUGAUUCAAGACUCAUUCAAGUCCUUGCGUUUCAAAGACUUCAGCAGCUUCUCACUCAAGCCAAGCCUGUUCCACCAAGUCCUGUGGCAUCAAGGAAAAUAACUUUCAAUGGACUCAAAGAACCCAUCUCACCUCAUCUCACUGUGACGCCUGGAAGAUCAAUAGCUGUUCUGUGUCCACUGACAGGAACUGGUCCAGCAAUGCCAAUGGUUCAUAAAUGUCUUUCUUUAGGAAGAGGUAUUGAUACUGAUGUCUGCCUACAGCACUACAGUCACUGUAACUUUGUAUCAGAAAAACACUGCUGCAUAUUCUAUGAUGAGACAUCAAAUCAAUAUGAACUGAUUAAUUACAGCGAGCAUGGCACAUACGUUGACAAUGUUCUGUACUCAUGUGACUUCUCAGACAAGCCAUCACACAGUGUAACUUCAUCCAAAGACCUUGACCCAAAAAAGGUCUCAAAAUCAAAACUUAUUUCAUCAGCUGAAUCCAGAAAAGGUUCUAAAGUCGCUCGUAGAACUGUAGGAUUUGGUGUCCAAAAGAUUUCUAAAUCUUGUAACUGUACAACUAGCAGUUCAAAUUUAAUAGGAAGCAGUGGUGCAGGCUGGGAAGGCACAGCACUGUUGCACCAUGGGAGCUACAUUAAGUUGGGAUGCCAGCAGUUUGUUUUUAGUAUAACUAACCAAGCAAGCAAGUCAUUUUCAAAACCAUUGAAUGCUCAACCUUCAACUAGUAAAGUCACAGCGUCAACAUUAUAGUCAAAUCCAAUUUUAUUGACUUGCAGAUUAUUUUUGUAAGAAAAGAGUAUUUUAUGUAUUAUUUCUCGUGAAUUUACACGUGAACAAUUUUAUUGGUAAGCUUUUGAAUCUUGAAUAGGGAUAUUCUUAUAUAUCAAAAUCAUGUAAAUUAUUGUCAAUAUGUACUAUAUUUAUUAUACCAAAAUAAUGCCCUUUUCAAUAUUCAAAUUUGUGCUCAGCAUUGAAUUAAUGAAAGUCUUUCAUUAUAAAGGGCUUAAAACUGGUGAUUAAGAUUUAAGUUCUCCUUUAGUGACAAUAUUGUUGGGAGAAUUUUGUAAUUGAUCGCAACUAUUUUAAACUUUUUAUUAAUGUAUAUAUAGCCCUUUAGAAACAAAGGCACUUGUGAAUAAAUAAAAUUAUAAACAUA
Molecule: messenger RNA, 3592 nt
Organism: Exaiptasia diaphana
Lineage: Eukaryota; Metazoa; Cnidaria; Anthozoa; Actiniaria; Aiptasiidae
Product: PHD finger protein 12
Exons: 16
Coding region: 322-3186 (954 amino acids)
Biological process (GO): negative regulation of DNA-templated transcription
Cellular component (GO): nucleus
Molecular function (GO): transcription corepressor activity; protein binding
Source: RefSeq, a predicted model, not a curated record